Messenger RNA from Leguminivora glycinivorella, 416 nucleotides. RefSeq lists its product as uncharacterized. The transcript has 7 exons. Lineage: Eukaryota; Metazoa; Arthropoda; Insecta; Lepidoptera; Tortricidae. Bases 9 to 416 code for a protein of 135 amino acids. The record is from RefSeq and is a predicted model, not a curated record.
UACGCCUCAUGUAUUUACUGGCUGUUAUCUUUGUUUUCGGAACAUGUCAGGCUUCCAAGGGUUUUAGGCAGUCUGACUUCGCGAAAAGUGAUCAGUUUUUGGAGCCUCCGGAAAAUCCGCAGUAUAAGAGUUGGCUAAGUUGGCGUUCAGUGGUCGAGAACGAUCACCCAGAUGACCAUGACUACUACGACGACGCCCGAUAUAAAAGCCUUAGAUCUAAACCGGAAGAGAAACCACCGGAAAUCGACGGCCAUGAUAAUAUUAAGGACUUGUAUAAGACAUUAACAGACUUGGAUAAGUGGGCCGAGUUUCGGACUGAAAGCAAAAUGUUGAUGCAAAAAUACGCUGAUGUGCCUAAAGAUGAGCAAAAUAAGGAACUUUUGAGACAAGAAUUAAACGUAAGUCCUGAUACUUAA